AACCGAGCCAUGUACUUGAGAGGAACAUAUAGUACAUCUUCCUCAACUAGGACUAUCCUUAAGCUGUGUGCCAGAAGAGGAAAGAACUUAUCCCAGCCAUGAAAGCUGCCAGAGAGCGUGUGGACAUUGCUUAUAUCUGCUAUGACAGGCUCAUUGUCCACCCUCCCUCCCAGAAGCCUGGAAGGGAUGAGAGAGAGCCAAGCCUGUGGGUGUUUUCCAACAGUGAUGAAGCUCCCAUUAACAAGAAGCUUCCCAAGGAGCUGCUGCUCAGAAUCUUCUCCAACCUGGACGUGAUCACAUUGUGCAGGUGUGCCCAGGUGUCCAAGGCGUGGAAUGUCCUGGCCUUGGAUGGUAGUAACUGGCAGAAGAUUGACCUGUUCAACUUCCAGACAGACAUAGAGGGUAGAGUAGUGGAGAACAUUUCUAAGCGAUGUGGAGGCUUCCUGAGGCAGCUGAGUUUGAGGGGAUGUCUCAGUGUGGGAGACGCAUCCAUGAAGACGUUUUCCCAGAACUGCCGUAACAUCGAGGUGUUGAAUCUGAAUGGCUGCACUAAGAUCACAGACAGCACCUGUCUCAGCCUCUCCAAGUUCUGCUGCAAACUCAAACAGCUGGACCUCACUUCCUGCGUGUCUGUUACCAACCACUCCCUCAAAGCUCUCAGUGAUGGCUGUAGUAUGUUGGAGACAUUAAACCUGUCGUGGUGUGACCAAAUCACCAGAGAUGGCAUCGAGGCUCUGACCAGGGGCUGUAACAACCUACAAGCCCUGUUCCUACGUGGCUGCACACAGUUGGAGGAUGGAGCACUGAAACCCCUCCAGAAACACUGUCCUGAACUAACCACUAUCAACAUGCAGACCUGCUCACAGAUAACUGAUGAUGGCUUGGUCAGUCUGUGUCGGGGGUGCCACAAACUGCAGAUGCUGUGUAUCUCUGGCUGCAGUAACAUUACAGACGCCUCUCUCACCGCUCUGGGGCUCAACUGCCCCCGACUCAAGAUCUUGGAAGCAGCACGAUGUUCACAUGUUACAGACGCUGGAUUUACUGUACUGGCCAGGCAUUGUCAUGAGAUGGAAAAAAUGGAUUUAGAAGAAUGUGUUUUGGUGACUGACAACACUCUAGUCCAGCUCGCUAUUCACUGCCCUCGCCUGCAAGCACUGUCUCUCUCCCACUGUGAGCUGAUAACUGACGACGGUAUCAGGGCGCUGAGCAGCAGCGUGUGUGGACAGGAGCGCCUCACGGUGGUGGAGUUGGAUAACUGCCCUCUGAUCACAGACGGGACUCUGGAGCACCUGAAGAACUGUCACCGUCUGGAGAGGAUAGAACUCUACGACUGCCAGCAGGUCACCAGGGCCGGCAUCAAACGCAUACGGGCCCAUCUCCCAGAGAUAAAGGUCCACGCCUACUUUGCCCCGGUGACGCCCCCUCCCUCGGUGCACGGCGGGGGCCAUAGGCUGUGUCGCUGCUGCGUCAUCCUCUGACAGUGGAGGGCCUGGGGGGGGCAGCUCUGUCUACAGGGCCUACUGCUGUGACCCCCCCCCCCCCCCCAACAAUAACCCACCGCCACGUGAUGAGACCGACCCUGAACUCCACCACGACUACACACCACUCUGAACCCCACCACGACUACACACCACCCUGAACCCCACCACGACUACACACCACCCUGAAACCCACCACGACUACACACCACCCUGAAACCCACCACGACUACACACCACUCUGAACCCCACCACGACUACACACCACCCUGAACCCCACCACGACUACACACCACCCUGAAACCCACCACGACUACACACCACUCUGAACCCCACCACGACUACACACCACUCUGAACCCCACCACGACUACACACCACUCUGAACACCACCACGACUACACAACACCCUGAACCCCACCACGACUACACACCACCCUGAACCCCACCACGACUACACACCACUCUGAACCCCACCACGACUACACACCACCCUGAACCCCACCACGACUACACACCACCCUGAACCCCACCACGACUACACACCACCCUGAACUCCAUCACGACUACACAACACCCUGAACCCCACCACGACUACACACCACCCUGAACCCCACCACGACUACACACCACCCUGAACUCCAUCACGACUACACACCACCCUGAACCCCACCACGACUACACAACACCCUGAACCCCACCACGACUACACACCGCCCUGAACCCCACCACGACUACACACCGCCCUGAACCCCACCACGACUACACACCGCCCUGAACCCCACCACGACUACACACCGCCCUGAACCCCACCACGACUACACACCGCCCUGAACCCCACCACGACUACACACCGCCCUGAACCCCACCACGACUACACACCGCCCUGAACCCCACCACGACUACACACCGCCCUGAACCCCACCACGACUACACACCGCCCUGAACCCCACCACGACUACACACCGCCCUGAACCCCACCACGACUACACACCGCCCUGAACCCCACCACGACUACACACCGCCCUGAACCCCACCACGACUACACACCGCCCUGAACCCCACCACGACUACACACCGCCCUGAAACUCACCACGACUACACACCACCCUGAACUCCACCACGACUACACACCACCCUGAACCCCACCACGACUACACACCACCCUGAACCCCACCACGACUACACACCACCCUGAACCCCACCACGACUACACACCACCCUGAACCCCACCACGACUACACAACACCCUGAACCCCACCACGACUACACAACACCCUGAACCCCACCACGACUACACACCACCCUGAACCCCACCACGACUACACACCACCCUGAACCCCACCACGACUACACACCACCCUGAACCCCACCACGACUACACAACACCCUGAACCCCACCACGACUACACAGCACCCUGAACCCCACCACGACUACACACCACCCUGAACCCCACCACGACUACACACCACCCUGAACCCCACCACGACUACACACCACCCUGAACCCCACCACGACUACACACCACCCUGAGGACCACCACGACUACACACCACCCUGAACCCCACCACGACUACACACCACCCUGAACCCCACCACGACUACACACCACCCUGAACCCCACCACGACUACACAGCACCCUGAACCCCACCACGACUACACAGCACCCUGAACCCCACCACGACUACACACCACCCUGAACCCCACCACGACUACACACCACCCUGAACCCCACCACGACUACACAGCACCCUGAACCCCACCACGACUACACAACACCCUGAACCCCACCACGACUACACAACACCCUGAACCCCACCACGACUACACAACACCCUGAACCCCACCACGACUACACACCACCCUGAACCUAUAACCCCAGGGUCGUGUUCACUAGGCACUAAAAGGAAGAUUUUUGAAAAUGGUUCUUCCCAAACUUAUUCCAGCGAUUUAAACGAAAUUGUUACAUUUUAUGUUAAAUCUUUUCCUACGGUCUGACCACCCCCCCCCCCCCUCCAUCACUACUGAUCUCUGAUCAAUACCCUGGACAUUGACCCCCCCCCCAUCACUAUGGUCUCUGAUCCAUACAGACUGAUUGAACACUACUGGUCUCUGAUCCAUACAGAUUGAUUGAUCACUACUGAUAAAUUAUCAAUUGGACUCUUCCUGAGGUUCCUACUCGGGGGAGGUCUUCUCUCUCUGACAGAACUCUGAGUCGACCAUCACUCACCUUUCAGAG
Messenger RNA from Salvelinus fontinalis (brook trout), 3718 nucleotides. RefSeq names its product F-box/LRR-repeat protein 2-like. The record is from RefSeq and is a predicted model, not a curated record. Gene Ontology annotation, molecular function: protein binding. NCBI's taxonomy places the organism in Eukaryota, Metazoa, Chordata, Actinopteri, Salmoniformes, Salmonidae. Gene Ontology annotation, biological process: SCF-dependent proteasomal ubiquitin-dependent protein catabolic process. The transcript has 14 exons. Bases 99 to 1478 code for a protein of 459 amino acids. Gene Ontology annotation, cellular component: SCF ubiquitin ligase complex.